Molecule: messenger RNA, 1695 nt
Organism: Lathyrus sativus (Indian pea)
Lineage: Eukaryota; Viridiplantae; Streptophyta; Magnoliopsida; Fabales; Fabaceae
Source: the annotation of a GenBank genome assembly
AUGGGUACGCUUCAGUCAUGGCGAAGAGCUUACGGCGCCAUCAAAGACACUACCAAAGUUGGUCUCGCCCAUGUCAAUAGCGAUUACGCGGAUUUGGAUGUUGCUAUAGUCAAAGCCACUAAUCACGUAGAGGUUCCACCCAAAGAGAGACACCUAAGAAAAAUUCUGUUUGCAACUUCUGCCGUUCGACCUAGGGCUGAUGUUGCUUAUUGCAUUCACGCACUUUCACGACGUCUUGCCAAGACCCGAAAUUGGACGGUGGCAUUAAAAACACUGAUAGUCAUCCAUAGGUUACUAAGGGAAGGAGAUCCAACUCUUAGAGAGGAAAUUGUGAAUUUCUCACAGAGAGGACGGAUUCUCCAACUUUCAAAUUUUAAGGAUGAUUCUAGUCCAAUUGCCUGGGAUUGUUCUGCCUGGGUACGUACCUAUGCAUUAUUUUUGGAAGAAAGACUCGAAUGCUUUCGGAUUCUUAAGUAUGAUAUUGAGGCUGAGCGUCUACCCAAAGCUUCCCAAGGACAAGAGAAGGGACACAGCAAGACCAGGGAUUUAGAUAGUGAGGAGCUAUUGGAGCAGUUGCCUGCUUUGCAACAGCUGCUAUAUCGACUUGUUGGUUGUCGGCCAGAAGGAGCAGCUGUUAGCAAUUAUGUGAUACAAUAUGCUCUGGCUCUGGUACUGAAAGAGAGCUUUAAGAUUUAUUGUGCUAUUAAUGAUGGCAUUAUCAAUCUUGUUGACAAGUUUUUUGAGAUGCCAAGACAUGAAGCUAUUAAAGCCCUUGAAGCCUAUAAACGUGCGGGACAACAGGCAGCAAGCCUUUCUGAUUUCUACGAGGUUUGCAAAGGAUUGGAACUUGCUAGGAAUUUUCAGUUUCCUGUCUUAAGAGAGCCCCCGCAAUCGUUUCUUACAACUAUGGAAGAGUACAUUAGGGAGGCACCCCGAGUGGUUUCAGUUCCCAAUGAGCCCAUGCUUCAGUUGACUUACAGACCAGACGAAGUUCUUGCAAUUGAAUACACCAAAGAGUCUGAAGAACAGAUGCCAUCAGAACCUGAACCUAUUGAUAAUAAUGUUGUUGUCCCCAAUUCUGAGCCUGCUCCGCCUCCCCCACCACCAUCUCACAACAAUUUUGACACUGGAGACUUGCUGGGAUUGAAUGACCCGGAACCUAAUGCAUCAUCCAUAGAGGAAAGAAAUGCUCUUGCGCUGGCCAUAGUAUCCACCGAAAAUGGCACUGCAUCAGCUUUUAACUCUAGUGCUGCUCAAACAAAAAAUUUCGACCCCACUGGAUGGGAGCUUGCCCUGGUUAGCACUCCAAGUACAGAUAUUUCUUCAGUCAAUGAGAGACAAUUGGCUGGUGGACUGGACUCUCUCACUCUUAACAGCUUAUAUGAUGAAGGUGCGUAUAGAGCUGCACAGCAACCAGUUUAUGGAUCACCAGCUCCAAAUCCAUUUGAAGUUCAUGAUCCAUUUGCUGUAUCAAGCAGCGUCGCUCCCCCAACUGCUGUCCAAAUGGCAGCAAUGCAACAGCAAGCAAAUCCAUUUGGUCCCUAUCAACAGUUUCCGCCUCAGCCGCAUCAGCAGCAGCAUAUGUUGAUGGACCCAGCAAAUCCCUUUGCUGAUUCAGGAUUUGGAGCUUUUCAUGCAAAUCCCGUUUCUCACCCCCAGAAUAACAAUCCAUUUGGAAGCACAGGCUUGUUGUAA